This is a messenger RNA of Effrenium voratum, 1059 nucleotides long. NCBI's taxonomy places the organism in Eukaryota, Dinophyceae, Suessiales, Symbiodiniaceae. The record is from the annotation of a GenBank genome assembly.
AUGUCGCGAACGCUUCUGAAAGCGGCUCUUUUCGGCGCCGGUGUGAUCGCCGCGAGCGGAGCACUGGCAGAAAAUUGCCUCAAAGUCACGCUGACCGGCACCCAGGGUGGACCUCCCGUAUUCAAGGGACAGGCAGGUGCGGGAACGCUUGUUCAAUACGGUUCGGCUGAAAACAAAUGUGAUGACGUGCGGCUUCAGUUCGAUACAGGACGCGGCACGACGCAGCGCCUGAGUGAAGCCGGCGUGCCGGUCGGCAAACUCGAUGCGGUGUUCCUCACGCAUUUGCAUUCAGAUCAUUCCGAAGGUCUCGCCGAUAUCAUGCAAUUGCGGUGGCACUUCAAUUCUCAGGGCCCGAAAGUUGACCUUGUCUGCAGCGAGGAGACCAAGUCUCCGCUCGGCUUCGCACUGAGUUGCCAACGUUUUGCCACCCAUAUCGGCGACCCCUUGAUAAACUCCGGCGAGAUCGCCCAGCGCCUUGCUGAAAACAAGAAACGUUUGCCUGGCGGACCUGCCGAAUUGCUUCAGGUCAGGGACUUUUCACCCAAAGACGAGGCAAGCGAAGUCUGGUCGAAGGGUGACGUCAAGGUGAGCGCGAUCAGGUCGACACACAUUGCCGGUCACGCGUCCUACAGGGUCGACACGCCAGCCGGAAGUGUCGUGAUCGGUGGCGACGCAGGCAAUGAUGUCCGCAAGCCUCCGCGCGAGACCUCGACUUCGGAUCAGGUGGAAAAACUGGCAAAAGACGCCGACAUCAUCGUUCAUUCCACAAUUCACCCGGUCAUGGGGCCGGACGGCGGUACAGGCUUUCCGCCUCCGAUUUACUACCGGCAAAGCAACGCGACGGAUCUAGGUCAUCUGGCUAAACGGGCUGGCGUCAAGCAAUUGAUGCUAACCCACCUGAUCCCGCCGGUUGGUGCCCCCCGUCAGGGCCCCUACAAGCUCCCGAAGGGGGCCCUGACGGACGACGACUACCGCUCGGCAGUCGCUGACAGCGGAUUUGAAGGAGAAACGAUUGUCGGAAAGGACCUGGUAUCGGUGACGCUAAUGCAGCAGAACUGA